Molecule: messenger RNA, 1077 nt
Organism: Echinostoma caproni
Lineage: Eukaryota; Metazoa; Platyhelminthes; Trematoda; Plagiorchiida; Echinostomatidae
Source: the annotation of a GenBank genome assembly
CCGGAUGAGGCAGGUCUGACGGCUCAUUUUGCUCUGGAACAUCACUUGGUCGGUCGACACUCCCAAUUGGACGCUGCUUUCACACCCAAUGUGUGCCCCUUAACCGAUACAAAAUCUACGCAACGCCGUCGUUAUUUGGCUGUGGCCUGUCAGGACCGUCGUCUACGGAUUUACAAUAUCACAACCGGUCGACCGGUUCGGUGCUAUCGGGGCAGUUUCAACGAGGAUGGUUGUCUGGUGCGUUGCACUAUCGAUCCAACCGGAUCGAUUGUGGCCACUUCAGGUUCGGACAAACAACUCAAUCUAUUCCAUCUUCUCACGGGCGAAUCCAUUGCCACACUGUGCGGACAUUCUGAGCUGUCCUUGGGAUUGCGUUUCCUGCCGGAUUUACGUCGUUUGGUCAGUGUAAGUUCAGACAGUUGCGUGUUCGUUUGGCGUCUCGCUCCUGGCCUGACGCAACACUUGUGCACAAGGACCAGCAUCGGGGCCAAACGCACACACUCGUUCACCGGGACUAUGGAUAGUCUAUUGCACCCGGUCGCUCCGUUGCGCUGGCCCCGGUCCGGGCGAGCUGCACAAACUGAGGAUGAAGAUGAGGCCAUCACGGAAGCAUCCUCGUGGACCAAUGAUUCGUCUGUCCCCAUGCUGAGACGACCCGGUUCUCGUUAUCCGACCGAUGUGGUCGGUCACAGUAUUCCACUGGAUGAUGAUAGCGAGAUGGAUUUGUGUCAGCUGGACACGGAAGAUCUUUUGCCGCAAGACUCAUUGCAAGAGAGCGGUUUUGGGGACUUGCACGAUGGAAGGUACUCGAUCUGGACCGGUCAGGUAGGUAAACGGCAUCACACUAAAAGGGAUCGACAACUUUUUCACGCACAACUCAGUGCGUGCACGACCCCGGCCGUAUCGGCUAAUACGGUACCGAUGGACUCAGCUAGUGCGAUUGCUACUUUCGACGGAAAUGUGACACGGGCCUUGUUGUGCGCGUGUACUUUCCGCACGAGUUUCUUAUUUCCCGCCCACAUCGGUGCUCAUUCGAACCGAAAUCCAAUACGGGGUUCACGUAACCAGAUUCCUUGA